UUUUAGUCUAUGAAACUCCGACAUUGCUCGUACUAAUAUUUAUAUAUUUAACAUAAUUUAACUUUUUGAUUUGUGUGUAUUGUGAAUUGUUAGAUUCUACUGCACUGUUGGAGCUAGGAACGCAAGCGUUUCCCUACACCCGCAAUAGCAUCUGCUAAAUAUGUGUGCGACCAAUACAAUUUCAGUUGAAAAGAAGGCCUGCCUAUUCAUCCCGUUAAACAUUCAGCGUUCCUCAAUCUGUAAUCGAGGCUUCCAGCAAGAACUCCGCCCGCCUCUUCCUCGUGUCUGCAGCUGCGUCAGUCAUAUGACAGAGGUUCCUGCUUUCUUAAACAAAGUAUUUUAAAGCGGAAAGGCGGAUGCGCUUUUAAUUUAGGACCAUGAAGCUGAUCAUCCUGAAUGAUUAUGACCAAGUUGGUGAGUGGGCUGCCAAGUACAUCAGGAAUAAAAUCCUUCGCUUUAACCCUGGACCAGACAGAUUCUUCAUUCUAGGACUCCCCACAGGAGGUACUCCUCUGGGAUGCUAUAAGAAGCUGAUUGAGUUUUAUAAGAAAGGAGAGAUCUCUUUCAAGUAUGUCAAAACGUUCAACAUGGACGAGUAUGUGGGUAUUCCUAGGGAUCACCCCGAGAGCUACCAUUCCUUCAUGUGGAAUAAUCUCUUCAAGCACAUUGACAUCAAAUCGGAGAACACCCAUAUUCUGGAUGGCAACGCUGCCAACCUUGUAGAGGAGUGUGAUUCCUUUGAGGAGGAGAUCAAAGCAGCUGGAGGAAUUGACCUCUUUGUUGGAGGUAUUGGACCGGAUGGCCACAUUGCCUUCAACGAGCCAGGCUCCAGUCUAUUGUCCAGGACCAGAGUGAAGACCCUGGCUCAGGACACCAUCCUGGCCAACGCACGCUUCUUUGACGGAGAUCUGUCUAAAGUACCCACCAUGGCUCUGACUGUGGGAGUGGCCACUGUCAUGGACGCCAGAGAGGUCAUGAUUCUCAUCACAGGAGUACACAAAGCGUUUGCCCUGUACAAGGCCAUAGAGGAAGGGGUGAACCACAUGUGGACGGUGUCAGCCUUUCAGCAGCACCCUCAGACUGUGUUUGUGUGUGACGAGGAUGCUACCCUGGAACUGAGGGUUAAAACUGUCAAGUACUUCCAAGGGAUGAUGCAUGUGCACAACAAGUUGGUGGAUCCACUGCCUCCCAAAGAAGGCGAGGGCGUUGCAAAAACAUCGGGAAACCUGCAAUAACCAGGAUGCCGGACCCUCCGGGAUAUGACAGUGGCCACGGGUGGAGGAUCAACUGUGUGUGUUGUACUGUGUUUUACUUAAAGUUACAUUUUAUGUAACAUAAUAGUAUGCCUACUUGUAGUAGGCUACAUUUGACUAUGUAAUACAUUUAUCUUCGAUAAAAAAAAACAGUUUUCUUAGUUCCAUUGUUAAAUUCGAUACAAAACUUGACUUUGAAUGUAUUUUUAAGGUGUUAUUGUAAUAAAAAUAACUCUGAGAAUGA
Molecule: messenger RNA, 1497 nt
Organism: Oncorhynchus kisutch (coho salmon)
Lineage: Eukaryota; Metazoa; Chordata; Actinopteri; Salmoniformes; Salmonidae
Product: glucosamine-6-phosphate isomerase 1-like
Exons: 7
Coding region: 378-1235 (285 amino acids)
Biological process (GO): D-glucosamine catabolic process; N-acetylneuraminate catabolic process; N-acetylglucosamine catabolic process
Cellular component (GO): cytoplasm
Molecular function (GO): glucosamine-6-phosphate deaminase activity; identical protein binding
Source: RefSeq, a predicted model, not a curated record